AUGAGCCGUUUACAUAUUCAUGACAUCGAAUCUUUACGCGCCAGCUCCGCACCCCUACCGCUGACGGUUGCGCCCGCCACUUCCUCCGAGCAUUUCAAGUCCAUUCACACUCGCCAAAGACCUGUCGCCUGUCGAUUGGACCAUCACUUCAGCGCCGAGAGCAGGGACUUCAAUGGUGCCGAUUUCAAGAAAGGUGCGAGCCCCAUCGGACCACGGAAGAUCAUUCCUCUUGGUACUGGACGACCAACAGCCGACUAUUAUCCGUGGGAAUCAUUUACAUUCCACGGUGUCUCGCCUGCUUCCCUGGCGAGUAGCACAGCUAACGACUCUGGCCAUUCGGUUUACACAGUCACAAAGCGAGAUGCCACGUACAAUCUCUCGCUAGGAAUGAAUUACGGUCAUGCGGCAGGUUCGCCGCAUCUCCUGCGAUUCAUCACGGAACACAUUGAGCUGGUCCAUAAUCCGCCAUAUCAAGACUGGCGUACUUUUCUGUCUUGCGGCGCGACAGUGGCGCUUGAAGUUGCCCUGCGGAUAUUCUGCAAUCGGGGUGAUUGGAUUUUGACAGAACAAUACACCUACUCUGGAACACUCGAGACUGCAACCCUGACCUGUGCACGAGUGUAUGGAGUUGAAAUGGAUGCGGAUGGUCUUCGGUCCGAUGUCCUAGAAAGAACCCUCGCCUCUUGGGACACAUCUAAGGGCAGGAAACCAAGAGUAUUAUAUACCAUACCUACAGGCCAAAAUCCCACAGGAUACAGCCAGUCUCUGGAGAGACGUGCAGCCAUCUACGCGAUCGCGGUCAAGCAUGACCUGAUCAUAAUCGAAGAUGACCCUUAUUACUUCCUCCGUCUGGGUCCCUACAACGAAGCAAGUACAGACGCCGAAGAACCCACAAAGAUAUCUCCUGAUGCAUUCUAUAGCACUGGAGACCCAUCCUACCUCUCUCUGGAUACAUCUGGCCGCGUCGUGCGCCUGGAUUCGACGUCUAAGAUUCUCGCCCCAGGGCUGCGCGCGGGCUGGGUGACUGCAUCAUCGCAAAUCAUCGACAAGUUUCUCGCCUACCAGGAAGUUAGUACCAUAGCAGUGAGUGGCUCGUCACAACUAAUGCUAUGGAGCCUCCUUGAUCAGGGGUGGGGCCACACCGGCUUCUCGUCCUGGUUGCUGCAUCUCUCAGGGGAGUACCGACAGCGUCGUAAUAUCCUUUUACGCGCAUGCCAACAGCACCUUCCAAGAGAUAUAGCAGAGUGGGUGCCGCCGCGGUACGGCAUGUUUCUUUGGAUUAAAGUGAACUGGAGACGACACCCUGUAAUAGGCAAAUUCGAAACAAAGGCGACGCCAGAGGAGGUGGAUUCCCGCCUUCAAGGGCUGGAGGCCCAGAUUGUUUCUGAUGCGCUUAGUCGAGGCGUUUUGAUCACCAAGGGCUCACUUUUUUCUUGGAAUAAGAGACCCAACGGCGAGCUGCACUUCCGGAUGACCUUUGCGGCGGCCGAGAAGGCAGAUUUGGAAGAGGGCGUGAGGCUUCUCGGGGAGACUCUGAGAGGUGUAUUUCAGACAUGCUUAGAUUAG
Molecule: messenger RNA, 1566 nt
Organism: Aspergillus nidulans FGSC A4
Lineage: Eukaryota; Fungi; Ascomycota; Eurotiomycetes; Eurotiales; Aspergillaceae
Product: aminotransferase-like domain-containing protein
Exons: 1
Coding region: 1-1566 (521 amino acids)
Cellular component (GO): cytoplasm
Molecular function (GO): transaminase activity; pyridoxal phosphate binding; aromatic-amino-acid:2-oxoglutarate transaminase activity
Source: RefSeq, a predicted model, not a curated record